Acanthoscelides obtectus is the source of this 1036-nucleotide messenger RNA. The record is from the annotation of a GenBank genome assembly. NCBI's taxonomy places the organism in Eukaryota, Metazoa, Arthropoda, Insecta, Coleoptera, Chrysomelidae.
CCUGUCACUGCCUAGCUGACAUGAAAAAUGAAAAUCCAUAAAUUUAGGACUAUGGAUGAAGACAAAAAUUCAGGCCAAGAGAAGAAGCCUAAGAAAGGCCUUUUAAAAAAACACAAAUCGGAAAGAACGAGUCCAAAGUCGGCCAAAUUCGACGAAAUGAACAUUCUGAGCACACUUCAUCCUCCUAAUAAAGAUUAUGGUCACAUGAAGGUAAAUGAGCCUAAGACACCUUAUAACCGCGAGUCUGAAGAAGAAACCCAUUUAGAUCCAUCACAAUUGGCAGAAAAGAUGGAAGACGCAGCAAAAGUUUUGCCCAAAGCUUUGACUGAAGCUGAUGAAGAAGGAGAUGAUAGUAGUGAUGAUGACUUAACAGAAGAAGAGAGAGAAAGGAGGAAACAGUUUAUAAAAAGAAGAAAGGAGCAUUAUAAGGAGUUCCAAGCUAUGCUAGCAGCUAAAAAGAUGUUAGAACAGGCAGAUGAUGAUGACGAGACUGAUGCCGGGACGAGCUCAAGUAAGAAAACCGUUAUUGUAUAGCGACUAAGUGACCACAUGAAACAUGAACUUAAUAGAACUGUUUUUAAGAAGUGAGUUUCUCUUCUGCUUUCAAUGGCCAUGUGAACAUCGUCUCUUCCUAAUCGGAGCAUUAUACUUUUCCAUGCUUUAAUACAGGUCUGUUUCCGAUGAUGGCGCAAUGCAAGCCCAUUCACGUCGUGUGCUGUUCGCUAUACUAGCGCUUACAGCCAAACUUUAGUAUAGCGCACGGUGUAUGCGGUCUAGUGUUGUGUCAUCUCUUGAUACAUAGGCCAUCUUUACACGGUAGGCAGCCAAGCGCUUACAGUAUAGUGCAUAGCAUCGGUGCAAAGGGUACAGCAUUUACGCACAAAACAAUGGUCCUCUCCAAAUGUGUUAAGACAAAACAGCACGAAUCUGUGGUUAGCUUGUCAUGGUGUCAACAUGGUCAAUUUGUAGUAAUUUUGAAUGAAAAUAAGAAGUACGUGGGCUUAUAUGUGGGAACCUACUUACCCUCUGCAACUUG